Messenger RNA from Chelmon rostratus (copperband butterflyfish), 2313 nucleotides. It is a transcript of the gene mta3, whose product is annotated as metastasis associated 1 family, member 3. Gene Ontology annotation, biological process: negative regulation of transcription by RNA polymerase II. Lineage: Eukaryota; Metazoa; Chordata; Actinopteri; Chaetodontiformes; Chaetodontidae. Gene Ontology annotation, molecular function: transcription coactivator activity; histone deacetylase binding; transcription corepressor activity. The transcript has 19 exons. The record is from RefSeq and is a predicted model, not a curated record. The coding region runs from base 184 to 2298 and encodes 704 amino acids. Gene Ontology annotation, cellular component: nucleoplasm; NuRD complex.
GGAGGAGGGGGGGGUUGAUUUGGCAAAAAAAAAAAAAUCUCCCGAUUGGGCACACAGCCGGAGUCUCGACGAUCAUUAUUUAUCGCACCUUAUAUCUUUUAAGAAACCGAGUUUUAUUGUUUUUAUUAAUUUAUUCUAUUCCUCUUAGUUUAUGGUUUACGUUAACACUCCGGGAGGGCAGAAAUGGCGGCCAACAUGUACCGGGUCGGAGAUUAUGUAUUCUUUGAGAACUCCUCCAGCAACCCUUACCUGAUCCGCCGGAUAGAAGAACUCAACAAGACGGCCAGUGGGAAUGUGGAGGCCAAGGUGGUUUGUUUCUACAGAAGAAGAGACAUCUCCCACAGCCUCAUUCAGCUCGCAGACAAACAUGCAAAGGAGUUGGAAGAGGAGAAGGAGAGCCCGACAGAGACAGACCUAACAGAAAAACAGAAACACCAGCUUCGCCACAGAGAGCUGUUCCUCUCCCGGCAGUAUGAGAGUCUACCUGCAACACACAUCAGGGGGAAGUGCAGUGUCGCAUUAUUGAAUGAGACUGAAGCCGUUCUUUCAUACCUUGACAAAGAGGAUACGUUCUUCUACUCGCUGGUGUACGACCCAACACAGAAGACCCUUUUGGCCGACAAAGGAGAGAUCAGAGUGGGACCGCGCUUUCAGGCAGACGUACCUGAAAUGCUACAAGAGGGAGAGGCAGAUGACAGGGACCAGUCCAAGUUGGAAGAGAAGCUGUGGGAUCCAGAGUGUCCACUCACCAACAAACAGAUAGACCAAUUCCUAGUGGUGGCACGGGCGGUUGGGACCUUUGCUCGAGCGUUGGACUGCAGCAGUUCAGUUAGACAGCCGAGCUUACACAUGAGUGCAGCUGCAGCCUCGCGAGAUAUCACACUGUUCCAUGCGAUGGACACACUUCAUCGUCAUAACUACGACCUGUCCAGUGCGCUGAGUGUACUGGUCCCAGCGGGCGGCCCGGUGCUCUGCAGGGAUGAGAUGGAGGAGUGGAGCGCCUCGGAAGCUGCCAUGUUCGAAGAGGCUCUAGAGAAAUACGGCAAAGACUUCAACGACAUCCGACAAGACUUUCUGCCAUGGAAGUCUCUGACUAGUAUCAUAGAGUACUACUACAUGUGGAAGACCACAGACAGAUAUGUGCAACAGAAGAGACUGAAGGCAGCAGAGGCAGAGAGCAAACUGAAGCAGGUUUAUAUCCCCACAUAUAACAAGCCCAACCCCAACCAGAUUUCAAUGACCAAUGGCAAGAUGGCGACAGUGAAUGGAGCAGGCCCAGGGGCCUACCAUGCAGCAGGCGGGGGCAGAGCCUGCGAGAGCUGCUAUACCAUGCAGUCAGCCCAGUGGUACUCAUGGGGGCCUCCAAACAUGCAGUGCCGCCUGUGCGUUUCCUGCUGGAUGUACUGGAAGAAGUACGGAGGCCUGAAGAUGCCAAGCAGAGCGGAGGGCCCAGAGGAGAGGACCUCCCCCAGUCCAGCAAGCAAUGAGCCUCGCUCACGGAGUCACGGUCCUCGCCAGGCCAACCACAUGGUGCCGAUGCGAAACAGUGGCAGCCCCAAGUCCUCCAUGAAGACCAAGCAGGCUUUCCUGCUGCAGGCCACCCGGCUCACCAAGCUGGCCCGGCACAUGUGCCGUGACAUCAUCAGGCUGCGCCGUGCUGCGCGCCGGCCCUUUGUCCCCAUUAACUGUGGGGCCAUAAAGGCAGAGUACAUGUUAAGGGUGUCCGAAGGGCAGGGAACUCGCCUCCCCAAAACCAGAGCCGCCCAAAGGAGCACUCUGACCAGUGUUCUGCAGUUUCUAGAGUCCCGUCCAGCAGCCCACGCCCCUCGCUCCCACCGCACCCCGGGCCUGCAGACGCCUCCCCCACGGCGCCUCCUCUCCUCUCUCCCACACGGCCCCCAUGGCAUGCUGGGAAAACGCAGCUACCAUCACCACAGCAGGGCUGAGCCAGACAGGCGCUCAGGUACACACACAGAGAACCCAGGUAUAACAGGUGGACCCCUCCUGCAUAAUGGCCGCAACAGCAGCAGUGGAAACACCCGGGGCGGAGUGAUGAUCCGCAAGAGACGCCCCAACUGGAUCGAUGCCCCUGAUGACAGCUUCUUCCUUGUCACCCGGGAGACCAGGAGGGCCAGACGGCUGCUGUCCCGCUCCCAGCUGAGACACGCUUGCCGGCAGCCCUGCGAGCAGAUCACCUUGCGCAGGGUCUCCCAGGGCCCGCCGCAGGGGCUCGUCCUCGCCCCUCCGCACCCACACCCCAGCCUGAGGAUGCGAGGCCCCAUCGUCAUUCACGACUGAUUGGACCCCCCUGAC